Molecule: messenger RNA, 5650 nt
Organism: Homo sapiens (human)
Lineage: Eukaryota; Metazoa; Chordata; Mammalia; Primates; Hominidae
Gene: CC2D1B
Product: coiled-coil and C2 domain containing 1B
Exons: 24
Coding region: 152-2728 (858 amino acids)
Biological process (GO): negative regulation of transcription by RNA polymerase II
Cellular component (GO): cytosol; endosome membrane; nucleus
Molecular function (GO): DNA-binding transcription repressor activity, RNA polymerase II-specific; RNA polymerase II cis-regulatory region sequence-specific DNA binding
Source: RefSeq, marked validated
AGUGGGGUCACGUGUUGCGCGCGAGCCACCUCCCCUGCUGGCGCUUCCUGUCGCUACCGCUGCGGCCCAGGGCCCGCGGGAGCCCAGGGCGGUGCCGGGUGAGACAAGGCCGGGGUUUGGCUCGGAUUCACCGCGAGGUAUCUAGGCUGCCAUGAUGCCAGGGCCAAGACCUCGGAAGGGCCCUCAGGCCAGAGGCCAAGGGGUGGCCGCUGCCAAGCAGAUGGGGCUCUUUAUGGAGUUUGGCCCUGAGGACAUGCUGCUGGGCAUGGAUGAGGCUGAAGAUGAUGAGGACCUGGAGGCUGAGCUGCUGGCUCUCACAGGGGAAGCACAAACCACAGGCAAGAAGCCAGCACCCAAGGGGCAGGCCCCCCUGCCCAUGGCCCACAUCGAGAAGUUGGCGGCAGACUGUAUGCGGGAUGUGGAGGAGGAGGAGGAGGAGGAAGGGCUGGAGGAAGAUGCAGAGCUGCUGACGGAGCUGCAGGAGGUCUUAGGUGUGGACGAGGAGACUGAGCCCCUGGAUGGUGAUGAGGUAGCUGACCCAGGCGGCUCUGAGGAGGAGAACGGCCUAGAAGACACUGAACCUCCAGUGCAGACAGCCGUCCUGACAGCUUCAGCCCCAGCAGCUCAGGCCGGAGCAUCUCAGGGGCUACACGCUUUGCUGGAGGAACGGAUUCACAACUACCGAGAGGCUGCGGCCAGUGCCAAGGAGGCAGGCGAAGCAGCCAAAGCCAGGCGCUGCGAGCGCGGCCUGAAGACCUUGGAGUCGCAGCUAGCCUCUGUGAGGAGAGGCAGAAAGAUCAAUGAGGAUGAGAUCCCACCUCCAGUGGCCUUAGGAAAGCGGCCCCUGGCCCCCCAGGAACCAGCCAACAGGAGCCCUGAGACAGACCCUCCAGCUCCCCCUGCCUUGGAGUCAGACAACCCCUCCCAACCUGAGACCAGCCUCCCUGGCAUUUCUGCCCAGCCCGUUUCAGACUUAGACCCAGACCCGCGGGCCCUGCUGUCAUCCCGACAGAGAGAGUACAAAGUGGCUGCCCUCAGUGCCAAGCGGGCUGGAGAGCUAGACCGUGCCCGAGAGCUCAUGAGGAUUGGGAAGAGAUUCGGUGCUGUCCUGGAGGCCCUGGAGAAGGGGCAGCCCGUGGAUCUGAGUGCCAUGCCCCCGGCACCUGAGGAUCUGAAGCCCCAGCAGGCUUCUCAGGCUCCCACAGCACCCUCAGUCAUUCCCCCAGCCGUGGAGCGAGUGCAGCCAGUGAUGGCCCCUGACGUCCCAGCAACCCCAGUGGCCCCUACAGAGUCACAGACAGUGCUGGAUGCCCUGCAGCAGAGGCUGAACAAGUACCGCGAGGCGGGCAUCCAGGCCCGGAGUGGUGGGGACGAGCGCAAGGCUCGGAUGCAUGAGCGCAUUGCCAAGCAAUAUCAAGAUGCUAUUCGAGCACACCGAGCAGGACGGAAAGUCAACUUUGCUGAAUUGCCUGUUCCUCCAGGAUUUCCCCCCAUCCCUGGCCUGGAGUCCACUAUGGGUGUUGAGGAGGACGCAGUGGCAGCGACAUUGGCAGCUGCAGAGAAACUGGCCUCUGCAGAGGAUUCAGCCCCGGCUGAUAAAGACGAGGACGAGCCUCCUGGGCACCUGCAGGGUGAGCCCCCAGCACAGGCCCCAGUGGCCAAGAAACCUGCACGGCCCACAGUCCCUUCAUCCCAGCGCCUGCCUGAGCCCAGGGCCUCAAGUUCUAAGGAGUCACCGAGUCCAUCUGUGCGGGAGCAGCUGGCACUGCUGGAGGCACGGAAACUGCAGUAUCAGCGGGCAGCCCUGCAGGCCAAGCGCAGCCAGGACCUGGAGCAGGCCAAAGCCUAUCUGCGGGUAGCCAAAUGGCUUGAGGCUCAGAUCAUCCAGGCCCGAUCUGGCAGACCUGUUGAUCUGUCCAAGGUGCCUUCGCCCUUGACGGAUGAGGAGGGUGACUUCAUCCUCAUCCACCAUGAGGACCUGCGACUCUCCCAGAAGGCGGAGGAGGUGUAUGCCCAGCUGCAAAAAAUGCUUCUGGAGCAACAAGAGAAGUGCCUGCUGUUCUCCAAGCAGUUCAUGCACCAGGGCAACGUGGCUGAGACCACCCGAUUUGAGAAGCUUGCUCAGGACCGCAAGAAACAGCUGGAGAUCCUGCAGCUGGCCCAGGCUCAGGGCCUCGACCCUCCCACCCACCACUUUGAGUUGAAGACAUUCCAGACUGUGAGGAUCUUCUCAGAACUCAACAGCACAGAAAUGCAUCUGAUCAUUGUCCGGGGAAUGAACCUCCCAGCCCCUCCAGGGGUGACUCCCGAUGACCUGGAUGCUUUUGUGCGGUUUGAGUUUCACUACCCUAACUCGGACCAGGCUCAAAAAAGCAAAACAGCUGUGGUGAAGAACACAAACUCUCCAGAAUUUGAUCAACUCUUCAAACUAAACAUCAACCGAAACCACCGGGGCUUCAAGAGGGUGAUCCAGAGCAAAGGCAUCAAGUUUGAGAUCUUCCACAAAGGGUCCUUCUUCAGAAGCGACAAGCUGGUUGGCACAGCACACCUGAAACUGGAGCGGCUGGAGAAUGAGUGUGAGAUCAGAGAAAUUGUGGAGGUCCUGGAUGGAAGGAAGCCCACCGGGGGGAAGCUGGAGGUGAAGGUGAGGCUGCGGGAGCCUCUGAGUGGCCAGGAUGUGCAGAUGGUCACUGAGAACUGGCUGGUUCUGGAGCCCAGGGGCUUGUGAGGUGGGCAGCUCUCUGGGCCUUCAGAACCUUUGCCCCCUCCUUUUACUCAACUAACUACUCAACUCAUAUCUGGAGAGAAAACCUAGGAGUUUCUCAUCUAUGAGAAAGACCUACCAUGCUGGGUAGGGCUUAUGGGCUGAGUUUCUGAUGUUCCUCAGUAGAACUGGGAAGAGAAGGUAACCUUCCAAGGUUUAACUAUCUAUCUAUCUAUCUAUCUUCAGGAAACCCUUUCUAAAAUCUUUGUGUUUUCACUGCAGUUUAGACUGACUUCUUGUGCUUUGCACCCCUGUGUAGCCGAUGGCCAGCACCAGGAGAGGAGUCAGGCCGCGACUGUGCAGGAGAUGACUUUCCCAGCUUUGCUGGCUUCAGAAGCCUUUGUACAUAAGAGAUGCUGCUACCCAAGCACCAAAGACCUGUUAAGCAUGUGCACUACUGACCACGACUCUGGUCUUUCCUGUUGUUGGCCCCUCUGGGGCUCUACAGAAACAGGCUGGGUUCCAGGAGCCCAUCUCCCCGCUGUCUCCCCCUGCCCCGAGUCUGGAAGAGGGCAAGGACACUUCCAUUCCUCUGUACCAUGGAGUCCUGCAGCCCCUUAACCCCUGCGUGGCAACUGUGUACAGCUUACCCCUGCCUCCAGUUGCACCACUUCUAGAUGUGCCUUUAAAAGAUCUAACUAUGGGAUGGGAGAACUUGAGGGUGAUCGGGAACCUCCCCUGCUGAGGGUGGUGUCAGGGUUCCGUGACUCCAGUGGGCCAGUGGUAGCCUGUCCCAGACAACUCCGUCACCCCAGCUCUGCCUGUGCCUUUAUCCCUGACAGCUGCUGCACUAGCCUUCCUGCUUCCCUAAGGACUUAGUGGAGGGGGAAAGUUGUUUUUGGUACUACUUGGUGGGAAGUAAGGGGAAGGUUGGAUCUUGGGUUUGGUCUACCCACCCAAGAGAAAAGACUGUUAACUGGAAGAAAAAAUAUAUAUAUAAAAUUUUAUGUAGACACGUUUAUUUAUCUAGGAAACUAAGUCUAACUCAUUGUAGGGAUUUUAUACUCAACUAUACAGAGUAUCCACCAAAGUCCUAAUCUAAAGUCCUGCUCCCUGUCACUUUUUAAAAGCCAGGGUAGCAGUAACAUGACAAACGGCUGCUGUGGCUUCCUCUUGAGAGAGGACAGGGAAAGCCUUUCCUCUUCGGCUGGUUAUGUGGGGAACUUCCUUAGUUUUUUUCCACAAGAAAUUCUCCUUUGGCUUUGUUUUUCUGAAUGGAUGGAGACUAUGAAGGGGUUUGUAGUUGUAAGAGAUUUAAUAUUCAAAACUGAAAUAUUCUGCAUUUCUUAGAAAUACCCCAUCUUCCCCCACCCCCUUUUUGAAUUAUUAAUUCAAGAUCAACAAAGCAUUCCUCAAGAUCACUUUUAAAAAAGGUUAGAAGUGAAGCAAAUACAUUCAGCUUACUGAUCACUAUAGUAUUGCAUAAGCACAGCUCAAGAACUGAGCUUUGUAUGUGUCCUUUUGGGGGAUAACAGGGCUGGACCAUGCUUCCCUGCCCUUAAACGCAGAGCUUUUAGUGGGUCACAGAGCGGGAACUACACACAAGUGACUUUUUUCCCCAUGAGCCCUCUGGCCGAUUUUUUUUUUUUUUUUUUUUUUGAGACAGAGUAGCUCUCUGCCAGCCAGGCUGGAGUGCAGUGGCAUGAUCUCAGCUCGCUGCAACCCCCACCUCCCAGGUUCAAGCGAUUCUCCUGUGUCAGUCUCCUGAGUAGCUGGGAUUACAGGCACCCACCACUAUGCCCAGCUAAUUUUUUUAUUUUUAGUAGAGACGGUGUUUCACCAUGUUGGUCAGGCUGGUCUCGAACUCCUGACCUCAUGAUCCACCCACCUCAGCCUCCCAAAGUGCUGGGAUUACAGGUGUGAGCCACCGCACCCGGCUGGCCAAUCUUAUCAGAAGUGAGCUACCAAAACUUCCACAGAUGUGAGAUUUAACACUUAAUUGCAGUCACGUGUAUGCAACACAGCAAUAAUCUAGAAUGAAAAGGAGGGUGAUUAGCCUUCAUAAGAUGACCUAUAGAGCAAAGAAAGGUGACUGGAAGGGUUCCUAACCCAACCUACUCCCCUUAGGGUGUGUAUCCAACCCAGUGCUUCCUAAGAGGGUUACGGACCACUGUGGUUAUCCUCUAAAGUUCCAGCCAGCUCUAGGAGUUUCUAAAUUCAGGCCUCUGUUGGAAAUGGCCUAUUUCGAUAGAUAGAAAGUUUUCUAUAGCUCUAAAGGUUUCUCCUUUGCAACCCAUUCAAUUUCAGUCUGCUGCUUUGCUCUUUCAAAACAGAACCUCCAGGCUGACGAGGCAAGACAAAGCCUCCCACCAGACUUGGAGAUUGAAGUUCUUAAAAGGCCUUUGUUGUAGCCAAAGGCAUGCAUGCGUCACUGGUAGUAGGAGGAGCCUGUCCCAGCUUCAUCUUGUCCUGAGAUUUAUCCACAUACAGGAAACAGGCGGGACACAGUGGCUCACGCCUGUAAUCCCACCACUUUGGAAAGCUGAGGCAGGUGGAUCACCUGAGGUCAGGAAUUCAAGACCAGCCUGGCCAACAUGGUGAAACCCCGUCUCCACUAAAAACAAAAACAAUUAGCUGGGCAUGGUGGCCGGCGCCUGUAAUCCCAGCUACUAGGGAGGCUGAGACACACGAAUCCCUUGAGCCCAGGAAGCAGAGGUUGCAGUGAGCCUCGAUUGUACCACUGCACUCCAGCCUGGGCGACAGAGCAAGACUCUGUCUCAAAACAAACACAAAUACAGUAUCCAAACAUUGGAGAUUAGUGACUCACCUGCAGUUGGGAGCCAGCUACAACCCAAAUCAUUUUAAAAUUUUCAAUUCUUUGAUCUCAUGCAAUGCACACUUUCUUCUGAAUUAGCAAACUGAAUAAACUACAGAAAUUUUUUAGAA